CGGCCUCCCCCAAGUGCCCCCCGGGGCUUCUUGUAGAAGCCGCCCCCGCCCCCCGCCGGCGGGACGGCCCGCGUGAGGCGUGCGGAGCUUGCGGGGACAAGGCGGGGAACCGGGCAGGAAUUAACGGCCGCCCGCCUCCUCCUCCCGCCCCGUGCCCGCCGCUCGGCCCCGCCGCUGCCGCCUGCCCGGCCCGAGGAGCGGCCCCGGGCGCCCCGCAGGCCACAGCAAAUCCAUCCCCACUCCUGAAACAGAGUCAGAGCUGUGCCCAUGCUCUGAGCACCUCCCUUCUGAACACACAGAUCCCUCCUUCUACAUCUUAUUAGCUCUGCUCAUCUUGUCUUCCCCCCUGCCUUGCUCACUCACCCGCGAUCCCACCGUGCAGCCACUCAGCAGCAGGAAAACAGCCCCCGCAGGUGAGCGCUGGUGAAAAUGGGGGACACAAGAGACAUCUGUCCUCACCUGGAUUCCAUAGGAGAGGUGACCAGGGAUGAUCUGCUGCUCAAAUCCAAGGGAACUUGCCAGUCUUGUGGAGCUGUGGGACCAAAUCUCUGGGCUUGUCUUCAGAUUGGCUGUCCUUACGUUGGUUGUGGGGAGUCCUUUGCUGACCACAGCACACUUCAUGCACAGGCCAAAAAGCACAACCUGACCGUCAACCUGACCACCUUCCGCAUCUGGUGUUACUCCUGUGAGAAGGAGGUGUUCCUGGAGCAGCGGCUGCCAGCGCCCCCCCAGGCACCGCCAGGGAAGUUCACUGAGCCGGAUUCUCCAUGUCCUGCUCACCCUUUGAAAGCUGUUCCCAUUGCAGUGGCUGAUGAAGGCGAAUCUGAAUCAGAGGAUGAUGAUUUGAAACCCAGAGGCCUUACUGGAAUGAAAAAUCUUGGGAACUCCUGCUACAUGAAUGCAGCACUUCAGGCUCUCUCUAACUGCCCACCUCUCACACAGUUUUUUCUGGAAUGUGGAGGGCUGGUCCGUACGGAUAAGAAACCAGCACUGUGCAAAAGUUACCAGAAGUUGGUGUCUGAGGUUUGGCAUAAAAAACGCCCGAGUUACGUUGUUCCCAGCAGCUUGUCCCAUGGGAUCAAACUUGUCAACCCCAUGUUCCGAGGCUACGCGCAGCAGGACACUCAGGAGUUCCUGCGGUGCCUGAUGGAUCAGCUUCAUGAAGAACUGAAGGAACCAAUUGUUGCAGAGAUCAGGGAUUUGGAUACCAGUGACCAGGACGACAAACGGGAGGGUGACCGGAGUCCUUCGGAGGAUGAGUUCCUCUCCUGUGACUCCAGCAGUGACAGGGGUGAAGGAGAUGGCCAGAGCCGGACCACAGGGAGCUCCCUGGCAGAGACAGAGUUGUUGAUCCAGGAUGAAGCAGGGAGAGGCAUCUCUGAGAAGGAGAGGAUGAAGGACAGAAAGUUCUCCUGUGGCCAUCGGCGCAGCAACUCGGAGCAGGUGGAUGAGGAUGCAGAUGUUGAUACCACCAUGAUGCCAAUUGAUGGCAGAGCCUCACCUGAGAUGCUGCCAGCACCCCGUCCUGCCAGCCCUUGCAGGACACCAGAACCUGACAACGAUGCCUACGUGCGCUGCUCCUCACGCCCCUGCAGUCCUGUCCAUCAUGAGAUGCACUCCAAGCUCUCCAGCAGCCCUCCCCGCUCCAGUCCUGCCAGGCUUGGACCUUCCUAUGUACUCAAGAAAGCCCAGAUGCAGGCUUCUGGGAAAAAGAAGAAGGAGCUCCGUUACCGCAGCGUGAUUUCGGACAUCUUCGACGGCUCCAUCCUCAGCCUGGUGCAGUGCCUCACCUGUGACAGGGUUUCUACAACAGUGGAGACAUUCCAGGACCUGUCACUCCCAAUCCCAGGGAAGGAGGACUUGGCCAAACUGCAUUCUGCCAUCUACCAAAACGUGCCAGCUAAGACAGGGGCAUGUGGGGACAACUAUGCCUCCCAAGGCUGGAUUGCCUUCAUCAUGGAGUACAUCCGGAGGUUUGUGGUGUCCUGUAUCCCUAGCUGGUUUUGGGGUCCUGUUGUGACACUGGAGGAUUGCCUUGCUGCCUUUUUUGCAGCAGAUGAAUUGAAGGGGGACAACAUGUACAGCUGUGAACGGUGUAAAAAACUGCGGAAUGGAGUGAAGUACUGCAAAGUCCUCCGGCUGCCAGAGAUUCUUUGCAUCCACUUGAAGCGGUUCCGGCACGAGGUGAUGUAUUCCUUCAAGAUCAGCAGUCACGUCUCCUUCCCCUUGGAAGGGCUGGACCUACGACCUUUCCUGGCCAAGGAGUGUGUCUCUCAGAUCACCACCUAUGAUCUCCUCUCUGUCAUCUGUCACCAUGGCACAGCAGGCAGUGGGCACUACAUUGCCUACUGCCAGAACGUGAUCAAUGGCCAGUGGUACGAGUUUGAUGACCAGUACGUCACCGAAGUCCACGAGACCGUGGUGCAGAACGCAGAAGCCUACGUCUUGUUCUACAGGAAAAGCAGUGAAGAGGCUGUGCGGGAGCGUCAGAAAGUCGUGUCCCUUGCCAGCAUGAAGGAGCACAGUUUACUUCAGUUCUACAUCUCUCGAGAGUGGCUCAAUAAAUUCAACACCUUUGCUGAGCCUGGUCCCAUCACCAACCACACCUUCCUGUGCUCUCAUGGAGGGAUCCCUCCUAAUAAAUACCACUACAUUGAUGACCUGGUUGUGAUUCUGCCCCAGAACGUGUGGGAAUAUCUCUACAACAGGUUUGGGGGUGGCCCUGCUGUGAACCAUCUGUACGUGUGCUCCAUUUGCCAAGUGGAGAUUGAAGCACUGGCCAAACGCAGGAGGAUUGAAAUCGACACCUUCAUCAAGCUGAACAAGGCUUUCCAGGCAGAGGAGUCUCCAAGUGUCAUCUACUGUAUCAGCAUGCAGUGGUUCCGUGAGUGGGAAGCCUUUGUCAAGGGGAAGGACAAUGAGCCUCCCGGACCAAUUGACAACAGCAAGAUUGCACUCACUAAAGCAGGUGGCCACGUUCAAGUUAAGCAGGGUGCCGACUAUGGGCAGAUUUCUGAGGAGACCUGGGUUUAUUUAAGCACACUCUACGGAGGGGGCCCAGAAAUUGCAAUCAGACAGAAUGUGGCCCAGGUCCAAGAGCUGGAAAACCUGCACGGGGAGCAGAAGAUUGAGGCGGAGACGCGGGCGGUGUGAAGGGGCAGGGAAGGUAUGACACAAACAUGCAGGUGGGGAUGGGAGGCUGGGGAAUCCUGAGGAGUCAAACCUCUUCUGCUGUCUGGUACCCCAAGGCAUGUGCAGCUCCCACCACCACUUCUGGGGCAGGCAGGUUUCCUCCACCAGCCUUUCAUGUGUCUUUUUGGUGGUGCUGGGCACGACUGGGAGAAAAGCAGCUUCUCUGCAACUCACCUCUGGAAAAAGCCGUGGUAGGAGGCUACAGCCAGAGGCCACCCCAGCCCUCUCUCCCAUUGGUUUGCUUCCAAGAAACCAGCACUCCCAGCUUGCCCCCCCAGUGAACUGGGUCUGCUCCUUUGCAGAUUUUGCUUUUGGCACUUUUUAACUCAAAUGUAUCAAGAUAAUGGCACCUCACUUCUGUUUCCAGUGUUGCAACUAGAGAAGCUUGUUAUUUGAAGCUGACCAAAGCCACCAGGUCUCCCAGUAGUUUGGUGCUGGUGGUUCACAGCUGCCACAACUUCCUAGUUUUGCCCUUUAUCUAAUUCUUGCAAAUUUAGUUGCAGUAGACUAAGAAAUUUUGAAAGAGGCCAUUUCUUUUUCCCUUAGCCCCUAAAGCCCCUUCAUGGCUCUGCAGUUUAUUAUUUUUUCCUCUUUGUAUCUGACUUCAUGUGCUCAGCAUGUUUUCAGAGAACAAAGCUGGAAGAUGAGUUCUCCUUCCCAAUGGAUUCCCACUGCACUUUCUGCUAAAGCUCCUGGCAGUGCAGCUCUGGGGUGCUGCUUCCAAGGUGGUUCAGUCACAGGGGUGAUACACAAACAGCUUAAGCUCAGAGCUGUUCAGGGGCAGGGGUCAUUGGAGCAGGGUACAGGACAGCUCUGAUCAGGCUUCUUGGUUCAUAACCCCAUUCUCAGACCCUGCUGUUGGCCUCCAUCUGUCUCCACAUCUGUCAUGAGAAGCAAGGGGCCAUGAAAGAUGAGGAAGAACCAGUUUGUUUGCACAGAGCCUGUAGAGAUGGGUCACCCUGGGACAGGGUGGUUGUUCAGCCCUGGGGAAGGGGCCUGGCUGAGCAGGCUCCAGGUUCUUGAAGCAGCUUUUUAGGAAUGAGCUGCUUUCUGCAAACAAGCCCCCACCUGUGUGCUGAGGUCAUUCCAGCUUCUCCACACAGAGGGCGUUUGUGUACACAGUGGCUCAUUUAAUGACCAGAAAUAACUUGCUCUCCAAUCACUGCUGCCAACACAGCCACCAAGUAUCCAGUAGCAGGAGGUGGAGAGAGACAUGGAGACAAAAAAGGCUAAAUGUUACUUUUCUCAGCAGGGCUGUUUCUUAGAAGUUCUUUGUUUAUCUUGUAAGCCAGAAAGGCAAGAGGGAAAUCUUUGCAAGCAUCUGAGUGCAAAUUAAUGGAAGGAGAGCAUGGCAGAAGUGGCCUGACAUGGGGCUGAGGAACCAAACUGUGUGUUCCCUGUGCUGGAAGCUGAGGCCAUCAAGUCUGGCCUUGGUGGUACCAGGCUCAGUGUGGGGCUGAGCUCCUCCUGUAAAAAAAAAGAGGGAGGGAAAGGCUGUGCUUUGACUUGAAAGAGUGGGAAAGUGUGGGAGACAGGAGAAUUUGGAAAGACAAAUGUGGCCUUCUGAUUUUUUCUUUUUUUUUUAGACCAAAUGUUUGCUGCAAACAGCAACUUCUUCUUUAAAAGUGUCUGUAAAUGGUUCAGCAUGUUCAUUUUACUAUCCUGUUUAUUGGAUGCUUGUACAUACCCAGCCAGGCCUGAGGGGAGGUCUGAGAAUGAGCCACUGGUGGAAUUUCUCAUUGUUUUAAGUUGUCUUUGUUGGCUACUGCAGCUGCCUUGGGAUCUGCUGCAGAGCCUGUAGGGCUGCAUGUCCCUGUUGUCUGUGCCCUUCAGAGAUCCUGUACAGGCUCUAGUCACACUCCUGUGCUUAAGUGUUAUUCUUUGUGCUGGAAACGUGUUACAAUAAAUACAUGUGCAUUCAA
Messenger RNA from Apus apus (common swift), 5114 nucleotides. It is a transcript of the gene USP20, whose product is annotated as ubiquitin specific peptidase 20. Gene Ontology annotation, molecular function: zinc ion binding; cysteine-type deubiquitinase activity. The record is from RefSeq and is a predicted model, not a curated record. Bases 430 to 3153 code for a protein of 907 amino acids. Gene Ontology annotation, biological process: protein deubiquitination. The transcript is spliced from 25 exons. Lineage: Eukaryota; Metazoa; Chordata; Aves; Apodiformes; Apodidae.